Molecule: messenger RNA, 4518 nt
Organism: Corvus hawaiiensis (hawaiian crow)
Lineage: Eukaryota; Metazoa; Chordata; Aves; Passeriformes; Corvidae
Product: zinc finger SWIM domain-containing protein 1-like
Molecular function (GO): zinc ion binding
Source: RefSeq, a predicted model, not a curated record
AGCCGUCAGUCACCCUUGUAUUGUCAGAAUUCUCUGGGCUGGUUGGUUCCCCUUCUGUCAAUAGGAGGAACAGGGCGCUGAUUGGCCAAGAUCAGGGUGUGGGCGGUGCCCGGGUGGUUUAACGGGGGCGGCGGGAUGGGCUUGGGCCGGUCCUGGGGUCGCGGAGGCGGCGGCCGGGCGGAGAGCGGCCGGGCGUCCCCCCGCGUCCAUCCCUCGCCAUGGAGCUGGGCGCCCGCUUCCUCUCCUACAAGGGCUGCCUCUACGGGCUGUGGAGCUGCGUCCCGGUGCGCAGCCACAACCGGCAGCAUGGCACCGCUGUCCGACAGGACGUCAGGUUCAUACAGGUGAAGUUUGGAGGUGCCCAGAUCCAAAAAUAUAGCGAGAAGAGAAAAAAUAAUCAUCCCAGCUUGUGCCCAGCCUGUUUUGUGCUGCAGUACAAGGUGGGCAUAGACCAGCUCGUGAUCAGUGAGGUGAACAACCACCAUGCCCACACAUGCACAGGGUGUUCCACUAGACAGCACCGUGACAAAGCCGCAUUGGAAGCGGCAGAUCAGGGACACCGAAAGUGGUGCCAUGGCGAGCAAGGACUCACACAUGGUCAUGGGACACCGGUGGAUGGUGUGCCCUGCUCCAAGCACGGCUCCCACACUCCCUGAGCACCAGAGGAGAGCGCCUCAGCCUCAGUGCUCAUCAGGGUGGUCAAGGUGAUGAAAACUUCCUUCGGCCACACCGAGGGGCGCUGCCGGCGUCCCCGGCCCGGUGCGAUGCACAGCGGCCGCUGCGGGCGGCGCCCGAGCGCUCCGGUGCCGCCGCGGCGGGCGGUGCCGAGUGCCGUGUGUCGGUGCACAUCGGCCGUGGCAGGCGGCGGCGGAGCGCGGCAGGGACCGGGACGCGCCGCGAUGUCCCCGCCGGUAGCGGCAGCCCGGAGCGGGCCCGCACUGCCGGCCCAAGCCGCGCUGGUCCGCGCCUUCCCGGUGGCCGCGGUGCAGCUCUCCGCGUUCCCCGUCUGCCAGUGGCUGCAGCAGCUAUGCCUGGAGCUCCACACCGAGUGCCUGGCCGUGACCGCCGCCAGGAAGGCCACGGGUGCAGGCACUGAGAGCCACCGGCAGGAGCUGCUCGCCGUCCUGAGAGACCUCAUCACUCCGGACUUGCUGCCUCAGCUCCACCUUCACUGGCUGCUCGAGGAUGGGAUUUGGGCCACGCACAGGGAGGGGAGCUGCGGGGAGAGCAGUGACUGCUUCAUGGAGCUGGAGGUUGUCAUCCAGGGGUUUAGCCAGAUUUUUAGUGCUGGGCUCUCUCUGGAUAGCUGCAUCACUACCGUGGCCCAGCACUAUAAAGAGUCCCGCAAGCUCUCAGUCCCUGUUAGAUCCUGUCUCGUGGUGAAACUGGAGGCCACAGAAACCUCAGAGAAUGAUAGCGAGGAUGAGAUUACCCAGAGGACUGAAGAAGGCAUCAGGCAAUCUUUGAGUGACAUUUGCACGGAGGCUGCUGCCAGGCUGUGCCUGACUGAGCUGGCAGUGGUUCAAAAGUCCAUGCAGCUGAUUGGCACUGGGUACAGUGUACAGAUCCUGGAGGAUGCCUGCCCUGUGGGCAUCUUCCAGGAAGGCCCAAGCAGCUACACUUGCUACUUCAGCCAGACCUUCCAGCUGCCCUGCUGGCACAUCUUGGCUGUACUGCUUAAUUCAAACAGGAAGCCCUUGCAGAGGGAGAUGCUCAGCAGAGCAUGGGAGAGGGGAUGUGAUCAUCAGGCUGGAUGAGACAGUGCUCGUGCCCUCUUGGAAGUCCCAAAGAGGUCCUGGAGCAAGUCUUUGGAUAUAUCCCUGGUGGUGUCCUUCCUCAUGGCAGAAAUCAGCCAGCUGCCUGCCACAGUAGUGAGGAGUUUGAGCACAGGACUCUGUGGGAGCUGGCUGACAGCUGGAUCUGGCCCUACAUUGAGUUGAAGCUCUAGCACUGAGUGGGAGCUGAGCUAGGUGCUUCCACUGUGUCCUGUGUUGCACCUUCAUUCCCCUCAGCCUGUCGUUCCCUUGGUGUGCAAGAGGCAGUUUGGGUCCUUGAUCUGCUGAGCAAGCGUCACCUCUUGCACAGGGCAGCAGAGGAACUGGAUUGGGAGCUCCUGAUCCCACAGGAAGGGUAACAGUCACUGACCUGGCUAACAGCUGUGGCCAGGAGCCAGCGCUGGGUGGUGCGAUGUGGGAGGUCCUGGUAUCAUAGAAUCUGCUGAGUUGGAAGGGACCCAUCAGGAUCGGGUCCAACUCCCAGUCCUGUGCAGGACACCACAAAAAUCCCACCAUGUGCCUGAGAGCAUUGUCCAGACAUUUCCUGAACUCAGACAGGUUUGGUGCCAUGACCACUGCCCAGGGGAGCCUGUUCUAGUGCUCAAACACCCUUUAGGUGAAAAACUUUCUGAUAUCUGACCUCAAUCUCCCCUGACUCAGCUUUAUACCAUUUCCUCAGGUCGUGUCACUGGUCAUGACAGUGAAGAGAUCAGUACCUGCCCCUCUGCUUCCUCUCAUGAGGAUGCUGAAGAUGCCAAUGAGGUCUUCCCUGAGUUUCCUCUUCUCCAGGAUGAACAAACCAAGUUACUUCAAGUGUGUCUCAUAAGCUUCCCCUUACUCCCACCACCAUCCUCACGGGCUCCUUUGAACGCUCUCUAAUAGCUCAAUGUCUUUUUUAUAUUGUUGUGCCACAACUUCCCCCAGGACUCAAGAUGAGGCUGCACAAGUGCAGGGCAGAGCAGGACAAUCCCUUCCCUUGUUGUCGAUGCUGUGCCUGAUGCAUCCCAGAACAGGGUUGGCUCUCCCAGCUGCCAAGGGCACUGUUGACUCAUACUCAACUUGCCACUGACCAGAACGCCCAGGUCCCUUUCCACAGUGCUGGUCUCCAGUUUCUUGUUCCCCUGUCUAUAUAUACAACCUGGGUUGCCCUGUACCAGGUGCAGAAUCUGUCACUUGCUCUUGUUAAACUUCACACAGUUGGUGAUUGCCCAUCUCUCCAAUUUGUCAAGGUCUCAAGGUCCUCAGCAGGGCCUCUCUGCCGUUGAUGGAGUUGACAGUUCCUCCCAAAUUAGUGCUGUCAGCACUAAAUAUUAGUAUAUUACUUAGUAUCCCUUAAAGUCCUGUGUCCAAGUCAUUAAUGAAGAUGUUGAAGAGAAUUGGGCCAAGGAUGAAGCCCUAUGGAACCCCACUGGUGACUGGACACCAGCCUGAUGUCACCCCAUUCACUAUAACUCUUUGUGCCCAAGCUGUGAGCCAGUUGCUCACCCAUUGUGCAACAGGGUUAUUCAGCUCCAAGCUGGACACUUUGUCUAAAAGAAUACUGGGACAGACAGUAUCAAAAGCUUUGCUGAAGUCCAAAAACAUUACAUCUACUGGCUUUCCUUGGUCAACUAGAUGUUGUAGAAGGAAAUCACUUUUGACAAGUAGGACUUUCCCCUCAUGAAGCCAUGGUGGCUGUGACUGGUGACUGUGUUCUCCUCCAGGUGUUUCUCAAUACAUCCCAAAAUGAUCUUUUCCAUUAUUUUACUGGGCACUGAAGUGAGACUAUAGCUUCCAGGGUUCUCCUUCUUGCCCUUCUUUGAAAUCAGGACAACAUUUCCUAGCUUCCAGUCAUGGGGGACCUCUCCAGAUUCCCAAGACCGCUCAAAAAUCAUCGAGAGCCUAUGUGAUGACAUCAGUCAGCUCUUUGAAGUUUCUCGAAUGAAUCCCAUAAGGGCCCAAAGAUUUGUAGACAUCUAGGUAUAAUAGCAUGUGACAAAACUAUUUCAUCUGUGGCCAGCAUCUGCGGAUCCUUGCAGCAUCCAUUUGUGAGGUGUUGUGCAACAAAGCCAAUAAAUCACCCUUGUGUUGUUUGGGAGCUGAGUCUGUCCCUGUGCCAGCUGCAGCCACCCCUCCCUGCCCAGGCGACAGGGCAUGGGGAGUCAGGCAGGGCUUUGGGCAGUGCUCCUUGGUCGUGUCUCCUUGGUCCGUGGUGCCCCAGGUGGCAGGAGGUGGCAGCUCCUGAGGGUGGCAAUCCCACUGUGCUGCAGCCCGCUGUAGAGCAGGGGUGUUGUUUAUCUGGUUGCAGCAGCUGCUCUCAAUUCCUCAAGGAAGAGGAACCCGCCCUCGUGUGCGGGGGUCACUGCCGGGCAGAUAACACUGCAGGGAGGUGGGGAGCAAAGGCUUCACGCAAGGGUGGGGGAGGGAAAGCAGGCUGGAGUGUAAACUCCCUGGUCCAUGGGCGCUGCUCUGGAGUGGGUGAGUUCCCCAGUCCCAUCACAGCCAGAUGAGCUCCAGCCCCAGCAGCUCCCAGCUUGUUGUUGGGAAUGUCAGAGAAGCAGGGAAUGUCAGAGACUUUGAUCCAUUGCUGUGGUUUGGUCACUGUCCAUGUUUUCCCCAUUUAGCAAUUCCUUCAUUAACACUUUGGUGUUGAUGGAGUUGGCUGUGGCUGCGGGCUGGGGAUUUCCUUUGAGCAAGAGUUUUGUAACAUGAUCUGAUACUAUCGAGCCUCUGACUAAAUAUAGCAUCCUGUUUCUUUAAAACA